Messenger RNA from Liolophura sinensis, 800 nucleotides. RefSeq names its product metabotropic glutamate receptor 3-like. The transcript has 5 exons. Gene Ontology annotation, biological process: G protein-coupled receptor signaling pathway. The record is from RefSeq and is a predicted model, not a curated record. Lineage: Eukaryota; Metazoa; Mollusca; Polyplacophora; Chitonida; Chitonidae. Gene Ontology annotation, molecular function: G protein-coupled receptor activity. The coding region runs from base 219 to 800 and encodes 193 amino acids. Gene Ontology annotation, cellular component: membrane.
CUGGGUACAUUUUUUUCCGACCAUUUUAUUUAUUAUUUUUUGGAACAAGAUUUCAGAAGGAGUUUUUGGCAGCAAGAAAUCUGUGGUUUUUAUAUGUGAUGUCAAGAAAUAUGGAUUCAUUUUACAAGGCUUUGAACCACUGAUUGGAAAUAUUGGAACGGUUUUUUUCUCGUCUAUUUGGGUGUGAUAGCGCAGGGCGGUUCUUGAUAUCUUCAAACAUGAAGAUACUUCUGUGCCUGGUUGUCAUGAUGACAACAGUUCACUGUCAACCUCUGACAAGUCAGACGUGUGCCUCCCGCAGAAUGGUGAAUAUUGGAGCUGCGAACCCUAAUGUUGUGAUUGGUGGAUUGUUUCCCCUUAGAACCAGAGGUUUUGGGAAUUACGGAUGUGGGCCUGUGGGAGAUGCUCCUUACAACAUGCAGGCAUUUGAGGCAGCUCGCUUCGCCCUAGCCAGAAUCAACGGCUUUAACCCCAUCCCAGGCGUGACUCUAGGGAUGGUGGCGUAUGACACCUGUUCCAGCGGUUCGGUGGCGACCAGGGCUGUGUCUGAGUUCCUGCCUCACCUGACCUCCUCAUCAUCACAGUGUACAGUAGCUGUAGCACCACCAAAACUUGUACCAGGGAUCAUUGGAGGCCAUUUUGGUGAAGUGACCAAGUCUGUGGCUUCAUUCCUUCAGGGUUUUGAUGUCGCCCAGGUGGCAUAUUCAUCCCGUCUGUCAGAGUUCAGCGAUGUGUUCCACUACCCUAACCUGCUGCGGACAGAUGCUCCACCCAGGGCUGUGGCUGAGGUGAGUGUGUAG